UGUGAACAAAUCUCCCCACAAUGGAAGAUGCGAUUGUUCCCCAGGAAGUUGUGGGCAGGCACAGUGAUGUGUUACCUUUCUCAUUGCCUUGCGCAGCACCUAAGAGCCAAGGCAGCCUUGAUGCUCCUCACACGGCCAAGGCUUUGGAAGGCGCCAGACGCAUGGAAGCCGGAGACGCAUACUCCCCUCCCAGCCCCAGGCCCUCCGGCUCAACCGUCACCAUGAAAACCUUCCUGGGCCUCAUUGGCGCCUUCGUCAUUGUGCAGUUGGUCGGGACGGCUUUAUUUGGGUUGUAUCUACACAUGAAGCUGGACAAGGUGGGAGAGGAAAUGAGUUUAGGAGAAGAUGUUCUGUUUCUCCGAAGAUUGCAGAAGUGCCGAAAACCACAAGACGGUGAAGCAACCCUCCUGGAUUGUGCAAAGGUGUUGAAAAGCUUCCAGGAUCUGCAGGAUCCAACAAGCAAGGUUCCCCAAGAAAGCGCUCUUGCCAUGCAAAAAGGUGACAAGAGGCCAUCCGCAACCAUUCACCUGGCAGGUUCGAAGGACAGCAACAAAGUUUUGCAGUGGAAGAAGACCACUUACGCCCCAACGGAUGACGCAUUUUCGUACCAAGAUGGGAAACUCACUGUUGCCCGAGGAGGGCGAUACUAUAUCUACUCCCAGGUGGCCUUUUGCACCAACCCGGUGCCCCACUCGCCGUUCAGCGUCAACCUGUACCUUCACUUGCCCUUUGAAUCCGACAAGCUCCUACUGAAAGGUGUGGGCACCCACGGCGGGGCGGACGACGUCUGCGGCUUGCAGUCCAUUCACCUCGGGAGAGCCGUCGAACUCCAGCCGGGACACGCCGUCUUUGUGAAUGUCACGGACUCCUCUCGAGUGAACUACGACCACGGAAACACGUACUUUGGCAUGUUCGAGCUCUCCUAGGAGGAGUGGCCUCGCUUUGUGGAGCAACGCCGUGUCCCCCGUCCCAAAUAAUAUUUAUAAUCCCCUCCCUUCUUCUUCGUUGUGUAUUUUAUUUUAUUUAUUCACUAGCUGUGCCCGGCCACGCGUUGCUGUGGCGAAGUCCGGUGGUCUGGGAAAUAAAGUAUUGAGGAAUUGGUGGUCGUUAAGGUCAAGGGUAAAGUUUCCCCCUGACGUUAAGUCCAGUCGUGUCUGACUCUGGGGGUUGGUGCUCAUCUCCAUUUCUAAGCCGAAGAACCGGCGUUGUCCGUAGACUCCUCCAAGAUCAUGUGGGUCAAAGCAGAUAAUAUAAGAUUAUAAAUGGGUUAUAUAGAGGUGUGGAAGGGCCUUGAGUCUACACUGCCAUAUAAACCAGUGCAAAUUAGAUAAUCUGUGGAAGAGGCCUAAGUGAGGCCUAAGUCUGCCUGUCCCCUAACUGAACCCUGGCUGUCCCUUGGCUGAGUUGGUUGCUAGGAGACCAAGUGGGCAGAGAUUAGCCCUCAAAACUGGCAGCCAUUGGAUAAAAACAAUUAUUGCUCUCCCUCUAAUUAGGGCUUUAUUUUUCUUUUCUUUUUGUUGUAUCAACCUAGAGGAGUGGAUGACGGGUUGUGUUGUCAAAUUUCGAGGUUGGGGGGCCUGUAGUUUUGUUGUUUUGUGGGUCGCCGUGAUGCCAUCACUCAUUUAUAUAUAUAGAUGUUAAUCCCAGGAGCUGAAAUACAAUGCCGUGACGCCGUACCACUCCCAAAGUGUGUGGUAGUUGUAUAACAUUGUGCUAGGGUUAACAUAUCUUGUUUCCCCUAAAAUAAGACAUCCCCAGAAAAUAAGACCUAGUAGAGGUUUUGCUGAAUUGCUAAAUAUAAGGCCUCCCCCGAAAGUAAGACCUAGCAAAGUUUUUGUUUGGAAGCAGGCCCGCCAAACAGAACACCAGAACAUGCAGGAUCGGUAAAUGUACAUAUCAUAGAUUGUUGAACAUGGAAAUAUUGGUAGUAACAAGAAAUUCUUGAUAGGAUUCACAGUUUGUCUGGUUAUGCUGGUUUGUGAUGACAACUACUGUACAGUAUAUAAUAAAUGUUCAUUUUUUUGUUCAACAAUAAAUGUGAAUUCUUCUUCACUGAAGAAUAAGACAUCCCCUGAAAAUAAGACCUAGAGCAUCUUUGGGAGCAAAAAUUAAUAUAAGACACUGUCUUAUUUUCGGGGAAACACGGUAGUAACAUUGAAAGCAACUUCAUCUUGAAUCAGAUCCUUAGUCUGUCUAACUCAGUGGUUCCCAACCUGUGGUCCGUGGACCACCAAUGGUCCGCUAGACCGAAAAGAUGGUCCGCGGCCUCACCGUUAUUAAAAAGGUAAAGGUUUUCCCUGACGUUAAGUCCAGUCUUGUCCGACUCUGGGGAUUGGUACUUAUCUCCAUUUCUAAGCCGAAGAGCCGGCGUUGUCUGUAGACACCUCCAAGGUCAUGUGGCCGGCAUGACUGCAUGGAGCACCCUUACCUUCCUGCCGGAGCGGUACCUAUUGAUCUACUCACAUUGGCAUGUUUUCGAACUGCUAGGUUGGCAGGAGCUGGAGCAACAGCGGGCGCUCGCUCCACUCCCGGGAUUUGAACCUGGGACCUUUUGGUGUGCAAGUUCAGCAGCUCAGCGCUUUAACGCACUUCGCCACUGGGGCUCCUUAUAAAUAAUAAUAUAUAACAAAUAAAUAAUAUAAAUAAUAGGAAAGGGUUAAAGGAGAGGCAGUGGGGUCAUUCAAAUUCCACACCAAUGGGAGAGUCAGGAACACUGGGGUGUCUGUGGUGGAGGAAACACGUAAAAUCUUGGAGCAAAUUGUCCCUGUAUGAAAGCCUUUAUAGUAGAACCUCACUUAUCCAAGCCUAGCUUAUCCAAGUUUCUGGAUUAUCCAAGCCAUUUUUGCAGUCAAUGUUUUCAAUAUAUCAUGAUAUUUUGGUGCUAAAUUCGUAAAUACAGUAAUUACAACAUAACAUUACUGCGCAUUGAACUACUGAUGACCGAGACGCCCGCUUUUAAAUUCAUCUGACCUGCUGCGGGGAGUUCCACAGAUCCGGAUCACCAGCGGAGCAGGAGAGUGCACGGACCACAACGAAUUAUUAUUAAUUUCUUUUAUCACUUUCCCCCCAGUCCUAACAUUGUAACUAAUCCCCCAAUAAAAGUAUCCUUUCUUUUAACUUGAA
Anolis carolinensis (green anole) is the source of this 3123-nucleotide messenger RNA. RefSeq names its product CD40 ligand (gene cd40lg). The record is from RefSeq and is a predicted model, not a curated record. Gene Ontology annotation, molecular function: tumor necrosis factor receptor binding; CD40 receptor binding. Gene Ontology annotation, cellular component: membrane. The transcript is spliced from 5 exons. Gene Ontology annotation, biological process: immune response. Lineage: Eukaryota; Metazoa; Chordata; Lepidosauria; Squamata; Anolidae. Bases 21 to 926 code for a protein of 301 amino acids.